CAAACAAUGAAAUGGCCAUGUACCUGUUGGAUUUGUGGGAGGCUAGUCAAAGAAGUGAGGAACUGCGGCAUGAAACGCCAGUGAAAAAAACUGUAGUUUUGCAGUCAACACCAGUUGCAAGCACAAGUAAACCACCAGAAUUGAAAAUGUCUGAUAUUUCUGCAUCAGAAAAGGAAUCCUCAGAAAAGUCGUCUGAGCCAGAAGAUGAAGGACGCUCCUCCACAAGUUCAUAUUCUGAUAUAGAGGAGAGAUACCUUGAAAAGGCUAGACUAACAGAGGGGUCAGUGUUGGACAUUACAUAUGAAGUGUUGGAACCGGAAAAGGAAGAUGUCAGCUAUCGCCCCACAUUGAGUGAGGAAGAAGAUGCCAUGGAGGAUAUUGACAUCAAUUCAGAUGAAGAUGUGGACUUUUCCUUUGACAUAUCAAUAAGGGAGGCUGAUGAAGACAAUGACCACAUGGAGAUUAUUGAGGCUGGAGACUUGAUCUUUGAUGUCAGUGAGGAGAAGGAAGCAGACCAACCAGAAGAAGAAGAGAUAACAACAGAGGCCGACAGACAAGAGGAGGUGGUGGACUUAGUAAGGGAGAGGAAAUGUAUUGCGUUUGACAGAAAUCUAUUAGAACUGGCAAGACUAAAGGUGACAAGUGUGUGUGACAGGAAAAACUGCAGGAGUAAUGUAAAGAUGACUACCAAACGGGUUGGAUCAAGUACAACAAUUCAAUGGAAGUGUGAAGCAAAAGCACACCUAGUGAAGCAGUGGUCGAGUCAGCCAGUUGUAAGGAAGAAACCAGCGGGUGACAUUAUUCUGUCCACUGCCAUCCUCGUUAGUGGUAACAACUAUGAGAAAGUGAGACUGCUGGCUACAGUGAUGAACUUGAACAUAACGCCAUCCACUCAACACCAUCAGUACCUGUCUCACCAUGGUAUUCCCAUCAUAAAGGAAGAGUUUGACGAGAUGAUAAGAAGGAAUAGGGAGAAGUAUGCUGGUCACGAGGUAGUAAUAAUGGGUGAUGGGAGAAUGGACUCGCCAGGAUUCUCGGCACAGUAUUGUACUUACACUGUGAUGACACAUGACAGCAAAGACCUCCUGGCUUGUGUCAUAGUGAACAAACGAGAAACCAACAUGACGUCUACACUAAUGGAGCGAGAAGGCCUGAAGCGCUGCCUACAACAACUUCAAGAUGCUGGCAUCUUUGUCAAAGAACUUGUAACUGAUGCAAGCACCACAAUAUCAUCAAUGAUUGCUAAAGAGUACCAACAUAUCACACACUCAUUCGACAUGUGGCAUGGUGGAAAGAACUUUGGCAGAAAGUUAGCUGGGGUUGCUGCCGAGGCAAAGAAUAAGGAGCUACGACCAUGGGUACCCGAUAUAGUAAACCACUUUUGGUACAGUUGCAGUUCAUGUGAUGGUGAUGCAGACUUGCUCGAGGACAAGUUGGUAGGGAUUCUUCAUCACGUUGUCGAUGACCAUGUAUUUCCUUUGGGUGAAUGUGAGCAUGGAGAGUUGCAAGAAGAUCCCUCCAAACCCUAUAUUGAAUCUGGGAGUCCUGCUCAUAUAGCUUUGACAAAAGCAGUGAUGGACGCUCGCUUCAUAAACAAUCUGCCAUUCUUCAAGAACUUUCGCCAUACUGGCGAGUUAGAAACGUUCCAUGAACACAUACUGAUGUACGCUGCAAAAAGAUUCGCAUACACCCACCCUGUUUACAAAGCAAGGAACUAUUUAGCCUGCCUUGACUACCAAGCACACAAGGAGAGAAAGGUGUUGACUGACAAGGAUGGAAAACCUAGACAGCACAGAAAGUACUCCAAAAGGGGGCAUAAGUACACGACCUUCGCUGUGAAAGAGAAGAAGACGUACACAUAUGUGCCGAACAUGAUUCAUAAAGUGGUACAACAUUUUGCUGUAUGUGCCGAGCCACUGACGGCGCCGGUCAAGAUGUCGCCAACAGACCCAAGGAAGAAAAGGAAAACCUUGGGGUCUCCAGAUACCCCACCACCGACCAGCUCUCUGGCAAAGCAGUCAAGGUUUAAAUUGGAGCUGGAAUAAACAUUGCACAUUAACUUGUGUGUUACUGAAGAAUGAUUGUGAAGAUAAUGAUACUGAUUCUUUGCCAUUUGUCAGUGUAUAUUUGUUGUCAGUAAGUGUUAAUGGACAAUUUCAUUCUUUAGAUAUUAAUUGUUACCAACUUUCAUUUUAGUGUUGCCUGCUACAAAGUAGCUACAUAUAUAGGGAUCACUUCUCAAUCAUCUUUCUAUCUGUCUUUCACACUUUUGUCCCAACCAUAUCUCUUAAGUAUUGAUGGCAUCAAUGUUAAUCUUGAUACAGAAAUAGAGCUCUUUGAGAAGUGCAUUGAAAAAGAACCAUAACUCUGGGUUUUCCCACUUUUAAAUUAUUUCCUUUGUUCAAAAACCUUGUCCACACAAUAACUUUAAAAGCUGGUCACUUCUUAAAAUGAUAAAACUAAUUUAGAGGAGGUGCAAUGACAAAGAACUAUAACUCUAGUUGGUCUUAUAUUUGAAUUACCUCCCUUUUCCUAAACCCUGUCCAGACGGUUACUCUAAAAGUAUAAAAGGUUGGAGUGUGUAACUUUGUAAAAUGAUUAAGCAAAUUGGGGAAAAAAAAGGAGUUAUAAGGAACCAUAACUCUACUUUUUGUAUUAUUUCCCUUUAAAAAAAAAGCUGUAUUUUUUAAUUGCCUCUAAUCAGGCAACUGACACAAUUACUUAUCACCCUUUUUGCUUCAACAUGUUUGUUAUGUAUACGAAUACUUUAUAUAAUGUAAAGUAUUUUAAUACAGUUAUUGAGCAUUUAUUAUUUCAUUAACAUAACAAGAUCACACGAAAAAUGCCUGGAGAUGACUUGCUUGGGAUGUCAGUAUCGGAUCACUUAUGAAAGCGACCCUGAAUUUAGUUUUUGGGCACAUACAAAAUAACAUGCAUAACAGAUGGAAAACAGUAAGCACUUUUAAGCAAUGGUUUAUCCUCUGAAGGCAUUUCUUGUGUGACAUUGUUUUAUAAACAUUGAUUGAUGUUGUCAGAUGAAGGUCUUGCAUGGAUGGGGAUUUGGGUCGCUUGUUACAUGUUGGCGAUGUAAGCUUAACAAAUACUGUCUUUGGGACAGUAUCACUUUAAGAGGUCACAAUGUUGCAUGGAUUUCCUUCAAACUUUGUCACAAUGAUAAACUAAGUAAAAGAAAAGUCCAGGUCCUAUCUAAGUAGUGACCUUUAAAACUAGGUCACAAGGUCAAAUCAUAGAAAAACUGAACUACACUGGAGGCCUCAAAUGUAGGUCAAGUUCCAAUAUAACAUUGAAGUUGUAAGGUCCAAUCAUAGAAUCUCUUGUAACAAUCCGUGUUCAAAAUGCUUUGCCCAGCUUUUUAGAUAUUUCAUAUGUAGAUGCACAUUAACGAGUUCAAUAGCAAGCAUCCUUGAAAAACACUGUUUACUGCCAGAUAUGUAUUCCCUCACGAUGCAAAACACCCAGACUCCUGCGUCCCAAUGUCAACACUAGUCUUAUACUUGUUAUAUUAAGUGUCUGGUUCAUCUUUAUACGCCUUUUUUCAAAACGGGACGUAUAAGAUAACCCUUGGCGUCCACAGCAGUGUCCGCUCUCUAAUUCAAAUAAUUUUCAUCAGAUCUUCACCAAACUUGGUCAGAAGUUGUAUCUAGACAAUGUCUAUGUCACGUUUGAACAUGGGUCAUUCCGGGUUAAAAACUAGGUCACUGGGUCACUUCGUGCAUUUCAAGGAUUUAGCAAGGUGUCCGCUCCCUUAUUGAAAUACUUUUCAUCUGAUCUUCACCAAAUUAGGUCAGAAGUUGUGUCUAGAUGAUAUAUAGGUCAAGUUAAAAUAUGGGUCAUGCUGGGUCAAAAAAUAGGUCACAUGGUCACUUAGUUCGUUUAAAACAAUCACCUUUGUGUAUUUUACCCUAGUCCAUUAAUUGUGAUAUACACUUGUUUCGCCGAAUUUCCUUCGUGCUUUCCAUGAUUAAGGAAAUUGACAGUCGGUAUUUUAUUUAUGGGUAUUGUUCAAAACCUUCAAACGGGCGUAUCUUGUGAUAGUUUGGCAUUCUUGUUUAGCUGACAAUGUGAGGUUUUGUGAUUGCUUCCGCUGUUAAUCAAUUUCACCGUUAAUACUCCAGCGCUUUCUUUUUUGCUUUGAUUAUCACCAAACUUUUUGAGAAGUUGUAUCCCAAUGAAAUAUCAACUUUGAAUAUGGGUCAUGGUGGGUGUGAAACUAGGUCACUAGGUCAAAUAAAAAAAUCUUGUUACCACUUCAUAGACCAUAAUUUUGCUCCAAUCUCGUGAAAGUUGGUCAAAAUAUUUGUUUAAUGAUUUUAAGGUCAAGUUGGAAUAUGGGUCAUGUUGAAAAUAAAAAGGUCACUUGGUCAAAUGAUACACAACUUUGUUACCGCUCUAGAGACCACACUUUUGCUUUAAUCUUCAUGAAAGUUGGUCACAAUUUAUGUUUUCAUGAUUUAAAGGUCAAGUUUGAAUGUUGGUCAUGUGGAAUCAAAACGAGUUUAAAUGAUAAGAAAACCUUGCUGAUAAUCCAGAGGCCAUAAUUUUGCUGAUAACAGAUGAGAGCAGGAUCUAUGAUCCUCUUGUACAUUUAUCAAAGGGUUUUUAAAUUAUUUAGCUUAACUAUUCACCAUAAUCAGAUAACACAUCGCACCCAAUACCAACCA
Dreissena polymorpha is the source of this 4682-nucleotide messenger RNA. RefSeq lists its product as uncharacterized. Bases 12 to 2045 code for a protein of 677 amino acids. Lineage: Eukaryota; Metazoa; Mollusca; Bivalvia; Myida; Dreissenidae. The transcript has 13 exons. The record is from RefSeq and is a predicted model, not a curated record.